Lachancea dasiensis is the source of this 870-nucleotide messenger RNA. The record is from the annotation of a GenBank genome assembly. NCBI's taxonomy places the organism in Eukaryota, Fungi, Ascomycota, Saccharomycetes, Saccharomycetales, Saccharomycetaceae.
AUGAACUUGGCUCUAAAGAAGUUACAACCAAGGUGCAUGGCAUCGUCAUUUCUAAUAAAUUUACCUGAAGCUAUGAUUCAUUCUUCAUUGAAACCGUAUCCGACUAAUUCGAGUAGUAAUACAAUAGCGAGCACUUUACGCACUUCGAAAACAUGGGUUCUACCAGCACGUCCGAAGCCUGGCCGCCGUGCUGGACAGUACGUGCACAAGGAACACACUGUUGAUGAGAUCUCACCAGAGGCGAACCGAAAGGUUCGCAACAGAGAGGCACAAAGGGCCUUCCGGGAACGACAAUCUAGUCAACUGCAAGAAUUACAAAACCGCGUUCUGAAACUAAGCCAAAAAUGCGAUGUAUACAAAAGGGAACUUGAAAAACAGCAAGAAAUCGUAAAAGAACUUCUACAAGAGAAAGAGGGUCUAGAGGAAAAGGUAACGGACCUUGAAAAGUCGAGGCAGGCUGGCCGGUUGCGGCCAGAACACGAAAUCCGAUCUUCAAAAUUUGUCGGAAAAUGUGACAUGUGCACUCAAGAACUAUGCAUCUGUGGCGAAGUGGAAAUAGCAACCAAUCUCUUGACACCGGAUCUUCAACAUCACAUUGAUACAUUCAAGCCGAUGAGCGCGGUUCCUUUGCCACGUCUCCGUAGUAAGCGUCCAAGACUGGAGAUCGCUGGAAAUCUUCCCGUUUUCAAGAGGUCAAAGUUGCGUAGAAGCCAACAGGUGCAGGGUCAAAGCGAUUCCAGUACAAACCAGGAUGAACGCUUGGGCCUUGAGGUAGGUGAUCAGGGCUGUGGUUUCUGUUCCGAAAGCUCAACGUGCCUGUGCAAAGAAUUAGAGACCCAGUCGAUGGCGAGGGAAGCUAUUUCUCAAUAA